Molecule: messenger RNA, 1263 nt
Organism: Myxozyma melibiosi
Lineage: Eukaryota; Fungi; Ascomycota; Lipomycetes; Lipomycetales; Lipomycetaceae
Exons: 1
Coding region: 1-1263 (420 amino acids)
Source: RefSeq, a predicted model, not a curated record
AUGACGGUCGCGCUUUGCAAAAACCCAGAAGGCUUCAGAAUAAACUGCAAUGCCUUCCAGCAGGACGCGAUCACGACUUUUGCGGGCGCAGAGUACGCGGCUGCCUACCAGCCUUCGGAUCCAGAGAACGCUCUCUCACCUCGACUCAUAACUCUUGCGCGCCGGAUCAUUAACGAUGCUAAUGCUGGAAAGUGGGAGUGUUUUGCAUUUGACGACUACUUGCAGACCACGAACGACGGACACAACGUCAUCAGCAUUGGAAUCAGCGGCGACGGGGUUAUUCAUCUCUCUUGGGAUCUGCAUGGCGACAAAAUCAACUAUCGAGCAUCUGAUCCAGGCCUUGCAAAUGACCCUUCCCGUCCAUGGGCUGCCGACGCUUUUAAGCCUAUUCAGAACGAUUUGUCGGGUAUUCAGCUGUCCAUGGUCACAUAUCCUCGCUUUCUCCGCAUGCUCAACAACGACCUUCUCUUUGAGUUCCGGAUCGGGAAGUCAGGCUUGGGUGAUGACUACCUAUACCACUAUAGCAGCAAAACAAGCACCUGGAGUCCUGUGGGCAAACACUCGGGGAUGUACCUCAAGGGGGUUGAGAAUAACGCCUACAUAAACGGCAUCGAUCAAGACAGCUCUGGUCGUCUCCACGUCUCGUGGACAUACCGCGACUACGUCGAAGAUAGACCUGAGUUCCUUUCUGAAAAAGUCCGCCAAACAGCAACGCGCAACGCUGGCCCGAACGGUCCCGAAAACAAUCAUGAUCUGUACUACAUCUACUCUGACGACGAAGGCGCUACAUGGCGCAACACCCAUGGAGAGCUGCUCUCGCUUCCCGUGACGCCUGAUGCGCCAGGCAUCAAAAUCUACGAUAUUCCCAAGUUUAGCGGAAUCAUGAAUCAAGAGGGGCAAACUGUUGACAGCAAAGGUGGUUUCCACGCACUGAACAGACAGGACGGAUUUUAUUACCACUACUAUCGCUCACCAGAUGGCUCGUGGACGAGGAGCAAAAUCCUAGAUCUGCCUGCGAUCAGCUUUGGCGAUAGAGGAAAGCUUGUAGGCGGGAGUGAUGGAGAUGUUUAUGCCUUGCUACCUGGAAAUGUAGGAAGCGAUACGUUUACAAUUACAAGGUGGGCUCGGGGAGGUUGGUCGAAAGUAUGGCAGGAGGAUGGAUACACUGGAGAGCCAUGUGUCGACAGAUACUUGAAGGAUGGAGUAUUGAGGAUUCUGCAAAUCAGGCAAGGCAAGGUCGUUGCAUUGGCGAUACCUUUUUAA